Rhodofomes roseus is the source of this 1284-nucleotide messenger RNA. RefSeq lists its product as uncharacterized. The transcript is spliced from 3 exons. The record is from RefSeq and is a predicted model, not a curated record. Bases 300 to 1088 code for a protein of 262 amino acids. Lineage: Eukaryota; Fungi; Basidiomycota; Agaricomycetes; Polyporales; Fomitopsidaceae.
CUCACCUUGGCUUGUUCUAUGCGCAUGUGUGCUAGAGGCGGUUGAUCUCAACAUCCAGGUCUACCGAGUUCAGCAUAACCGCGCACAAUAUCGCUCGAAUAUUCUGAGUGGCUUGCGUCUUGACCAAGUCUCAGUAAGUUGCUUACGAUUCGAGGCCCUUCCGAAUACCGCGAACACCUACCACGCGCUGCUAUCAACUGUGUCAAUCGCAUUAUGAAGGAAGCGUCGCUGACUGAGCCGCUUGCUGAGUGCUGACUGAGCCCCAGCGACUGGGACACUGCAACACAGUUCCUGUUGAGAUGGCCACUUCAGAGACAGACGUCAUCAUUCUCUAUGACAUUCCAAGCACAGUCCCAGGCAAUGCCUGGUCAGCUAACACCUGGAAAACUCGUUUCGCGCUGAACUACAAGGGCAUCCCCUACCGUACCCAAUGGGUCGAAUACCCCGACAUCGCACCCCUGCUCACCUCGCUCGGAGUGUCGCCUAACACGCCCUCGACUUGGACGUUCCCCUACACCCUCCCUGCGAUCUACGACCCACGCACCCGCACGGUCCUCAUGGACUCAAUCAAGAUCGCCCGCUACCUCGACGAGACUUACCCCGACACUCCCGCUGUACUGCCCUCCGAGACGCGCGUCCUCCAGCACGCCUUCCAGCCCUCGCUCUUCAGCACCGUGCACGAGAAGCUCGUCCCGCUCGUCCUCGCCCCCUGCAUCGAGAAGCUGAACCCGCCUAGCGCACUGUACUUCCGCGAGACGCGCGAGGUCCUCUUGGGGUGCAAGGUCGAGGCAAUCAGCCCGCCCGAGAAGCGCGCGGAGCAGUGGGCUGCGCUCGAGAAGGGCUUCAGCGUCCUAGCGUCGUGGUUCGAAGCUGCCGGGGACGGCAGGCUGUUGCUCAGCGGCGGGGGUCCGGCUGGGGACGCAAGUCGCGUUAGCCAUGCGGAUAUCAGCAUCGCUGGUAUUCUGAUUUGGGUGCGCAUCAUACUCGAAGAGGAAAGCGAGGAAUGGCGGCGCAUCGAGAGCUUUGAUGGAGGACGCUGGAAACGUUACUUGGGAUUCUUCGAGCAAUGGGCGGAUAUCAGUCGCUAAAUGCCCAGGCAACUGUGUCGAUGGAGAACAUGUGUACUUGCGGCCUCAGAGCUGCGAAUGAAUAUCCCGGUAUGUAUCACUGCCUGUGUAGUUCCUCACGCACGUAUCGAAGCAUGUGGACUGUUAUUGAGUGUGGUCGGAGGGCUCGAACUCCCGCAUCGCACUGGAAAGAUUGUACAGCAGCUUGUUCACAGUC